Epithele typhae is the source of this 1497-nucleotide messenger RNA. RefSeq names its product cytochrome P450. Bases 1 to 1497 code for a protein of 498 amino acids. The transcript has 8 exons. Gene Ontology annotation, molecular function: iron ion binding; heme binding; oxidoreductase activity, acting on paired donors, with incorporation or reduction of molecular oxygen. NCBI's taxonomy places the organism in Eukaryota, Fungi, Basidiomycota, Agaricomycetes, Polyporales, Epitheliaceae. The record is from RefSeq and is a predicted model, not a curated record.
AUGACGUUCGUGCCCACCGCUGCUGCCUCCCUGCUCGCCGUCACACUCGUCUUCGCGUUCCUCACGCGGAAGAGACGCAGGAAUGCGCUCCCUCUCCCGCCGGGUCCGCGUCCCCUGCCAUUCAUCGGCAACGCCCUCGACAUGCCCUCGAAGGAAAUGCGCACUGCGUUCAAGGAGAUGAACCAGAAGUACGGCGACAUUGUCUACCUAGACGCGCUCGGGCAGCCCAUGAUCAUCGUCGGGUCACACGAGGUCGCGGUGGACCUCCUGGAGAAGCGGUCAUCAAACUACUCGGACCGGGCUCCAUCGGCAAUGAUUGACAUGCACGUAUUUCUUCUACCGCACCGCUUUGGGUGGGCUUUCACGGUGCACAGGUACGGACAAGAGUGGCGACGCAACCGGCGCGCGAUGCACCAGUACUUCAACGCGAACGCCGUGGCACAGUACGCGGCGUCGCAGAAGCUGGAGGCGCACCGGCUAGCGCGCCGAAUGAUCGACGACCCAGAGCAUUUCCGACAGCACAUCAGGCGCUUCUUUGGGUCGUCUGCGCUGCGCAUUUCGCACGGCAUCGAAGUGGACGAUGAUCCUGUGGACUACCUGAAGAUCGCAGAGGAAGCGAUGGAUAUUUUCUCGACCGCGUUUGAGCCAGGGAAACACCUCGUCGAGGUGCUUCCUUGGCUCGCGCGCAUGCCGUCCUGGUUCCCAGGAGCUGGAGUCAAGCGCGAUGGGGAGGUUUGGAGACCGAUCGUCUAUAAGAUGGUCUCGGUGCCGUGGGAUGCAGCCAUGGAGAACAUGCGGCGGGGAACGGCGGUUCCGUCCAUGGUUAAAGGUCUUAUGGAGCGCAUGCGAGAAGACGACGGACCUGACGAAGAAGAGGUCAUCAAGAACGCCUCGGCGGUGACGUUCGCCGGUGGUUCGGAUACAACUUUCUCGACGAUGCAGACCUUCUUCAUGGCGAUGACAAUGUACCCCGAGGUACAGAGGAAAGCUCAAGACGAGCUCAUGGCCGUCGUUGGUCCCCACCGCCUUCCGGACAAGGACGACGAACCUUCUCUUCCAUAUAUACAAGCGAUAACCAAAGAGUGCAUCCGCUGGCGCUCCGUAGUUCCGCUCAGUGUGCCACACCGCUCCUUGGAAGACGACGAGUACAAGGGCUACUUCAUCCCCAAGGGUUCGAUUAUCAUCACUAACAUAUCCGCGUUCUCACAUGACCCCAGAAUAUAUCCGAACCCGGACCCCUUCAGCCCCGAGCGGUUCCUUAAGGAUGGCGAGAUAGACCCCACUGUCCAGGACCCCGCAGCAAUAGCGUUUGGGUAUGGUCGUCGGGUGUGUCCUGGAAAGCACUUUGCGGAAACAUCGCUAUUCAUCGUGAUCGCCACGGUGCUCCACACACUUAGCGUGUCCCCGGUAGUCGGACCCGACGGCCAACCAAUCAUGCCGUCGGGAGAGAUGACGCAUGGACUACUCUCGUCAGUACCUUUCUGUGGACACCGUUAG